AAUGCCCUCCGUCCCUGCUCUUCAGUCUCUUAAAACUCUUUAGUUUUUCAACUGAGCGAGUCAGAUGAGGCGCAACCGCACUGGGGAAGUAGAGCAGGACUGGCGCAAAAACCCUCGCGCUUUACACUAAGCCGUGUGAUCGGUGUUUUAAAUGGUUUUAAAUGAUGGAAUAUGCAAAUUACAACAGUUGACCAGGGAUUUUAGGCUGUGAAGUGUUUAUGAGGCAUGGCUUUCGUUUUCACUUUCUUUUUUCUGUCCUGUGUGAUCAAUGUUUGGGGAAAUAAUCCGAAAUCGACAGAGACUGAUGGGAAUAUCUAUUUGGAUAACAUCACGCGUAUAUUGGAUGGAUUACUAGAUGGAUAUGACAACCGACUGCGACCUGGAUUUGGAGGUCCAGUUACUGAGGUCAAAACAGACAUCUUUGUAACCAGCUUUGGUCCAGUGUCAGAUGUUGAGAUGGAGUACACCAUGGAUGUAUUUUUCCGUCAAACGUGGAUUGACCAGAGGUUGAAAUUCGAGGGCCCCAUCGAGAUUCUGCGGCUCAACAACCUCAUGGUCAGCAAGAUCUGGACACCAGACACAUUCUUCCGGAAUGGCAAGAGGUCCAUCUCUCACAACAUGACCACUCCCAACAAGCUGUUCCGCAUCAUGCAGAACGGAACUAUCCUCUACACCAUGAGAUUGACUAUAAAUGCAGAGUGUCCCAUGCGACUGAUGAACUUCCCCAUGGACGGCCAUGCCUGUCCUCUCAAGUUUGGUAGCUAUGCCUACCCCAUGAGUGAAAUUGUGUACACAUGGAAAAAAGGACCACUGUUUUCUGUGGAAGUACCAGAGGAGUCCUCCAGCUUGCUACAGUACGAUCUAAUAGGACAGACUGUGUCCAGUGAGAGGUUAAAAUCCAACACAGGUGAAUAUGUAAUCAUGACUGUUCACUUCCACCUGCAAAGGAAGAUGGGCUUCUUCUUGAUUCAGACAUACAUCCCCUGUAUCAUGACGGUGAUCCUGGCUCAGGUCUCUUUUUGGAUCAAUAAGGAAUCGGUUCCUGCUCGAACUGUAUUUGGCAUUACCACUGUGCUAACCAUGACCACACUCAGCAUCAGCGCCCGCCACUCUUUGCCCAAGGUUUCCUACGCCACGGCCAUGGACUGGUUCAUUGCUGUAUGUUUCGCCUUCGUUUUCUCAGCCCUCAUCGAGUUUGCCGCAGUCAACUACUUCUCCACGCUGCAGGCCAACCGGGAGCUCCGCAAGGCGGCCGCCAUCAAGGCAGCCCAGGAGGCUGCAGAGGCCGGGAGGAGCGACGGGGAGUCCUCUUCGGAUGCCAGCAGUAUGCUGAAGAAGAGGAUGAACUCCACGCCUCACUUUGAGAGGCCAGCAGAGGUGUUCCCUAACCCUCCAGUGAAUGCCCAGGCCUUCCUCCAGCAAGGCUCAGCCAUGCCAUCCAACAACUUACUGACAGGCACCAGCAUCAUAGACAAGUACUCACGCAUCCUCUUCCCUCUGUCGUUCGGGGCCUUCAACCUGGUCUAUUGGAUAGUCUAUCUUACCAAGGACACCAUGGAGAUGACAAGGGACAGCGUGUGAGCCCCGUUUGGAGUGAACCCCCUCACUGAUAUCACACAGAUGCACACGGAUGCACACGGAUGCACACGUGCACGUGCGCACACACGCGCACACACACAUACACACACAAACAAACACAAGAACACUGGAUAGAUGACAGAGAAGCUUGCCAAGGUAUUUUUUUUUUAAAUGCUGCCUCUGUACAUUAUGUUUUUAGUUUUUUACUUUCAGUGUGUGAGGAUUUGAAGGGCUUUGCCAACUGUUGACCUGGGAGCUCAAGUUUCCUCAUAGCUUAUGGGCCUGGACUCUCAGUCUAUUUCAAGACAGGUACUCAAUCUCUUUCUCUCUCACACAUCCCCUCUGUGUCUUCCCCCUGAAGAGACACAAUGUGCAUUGGCACUUCUCUUUCAAGUGUAAUGCCCUUUCCCGGUCCCUGCCUGAAAUAGUGGGACUUUCCAAAAAGUAGCUGAGUGUCUGCCACAGGACUGGAGGCAGCGGAGGCACUUUGUCUGUGUAAAACAAUACACGGCCUGGCAGCGUCUAUCCUGGACAGUACUGGAACACACCUGAGGGGAGUACUGUGCACUGCCUCCACUCUGACUGACUGACUGACUCUCUCCUCCCAAUUUCAACUUUGCCAUCUCUCUCAAUUUUUCGGUUCAUUGGCCUAUUUUCACUCCUCUAAUGAAAAAUGUAUUUGGUGAAACCAAAUCGUCAAAGGGUUGUUAUUGGUUCCUCACAUACAUUUUAAUAUUCACAGUUACUCAAAAGACACACAUACAGACACACACCCAAAGACACACACAUUCACAGGGACAAUCUUGUAAGACAGUCAAAUCCAAAUAAAUGCGAGGGUCAUCGGUCUCUCCACGCAGGUCAAAGAUCAAUCACAGGGCCUGUAUUUGUUGGCAUCCAUCAACUCAAACUAAACCCUGGACGUUAACGAAUUCACAAUAUUCUCUCCUUGCUAGCUUUACUUGGCUAUGUUCGGCGUAUCUGAGAAUAAAAAUAUAGUUCCCUGGCAACAGCCCGCCUCUCAUUCAAUGGACAUAUUCUUCAAUGUCAGUGUUGUUUGUUUUAAUGUUUUCUAUUUUUGCACUUGUAUGUAAUUGCAUCUGUCAUUAUUGGACAUGAAAGGAUGAUAAAGUGGUUUGUGGUUGGCAAUUGUUCAAUAAAUGACAGCUUUACAUUUAAUUUAGAACUGAGUACUCUCACAAGCAGUUAAGCAUCAUGCCAAAUUUAUUCAUUAGCUUCUGUCUGGAUUUACAUAUAAUUAUGUACUAUUUCCAAUUAAAAGAAAGAGGUAAAUUAUUAAAUCCACAGAGUAGCGCCAUCUAAAUAUAUCCAACAUUCAUAUAUGUGUGUUUAUUGGUUAUUCAUGACUGUGUCUUUCCACUGGCUGCCUCUCUCUGCAGCACAUAUUGCAGCUUAUCAACACACUUAUCAACACCAUCAAGCAUCUGGUUCAGUUUUUUAUGAAGUCCAUUAAUAUUCCUCAAGUUGUUUCACCUUUUUACAUUUCUUUUCAUGUUCCCCCCAGAUAUUGUAGUGAUCUUUUGCUGAGGAAAAGUAGAUGGACUGCAUUCAAAUGUAACCUUCCUCUCUGCUUUUGAUGUGGAGUCUGAGGAGACAGAACAUUUAUGCUCUGACUAUACUGGCAGGCCCUGGAAGGGACUUUUUGACAGUUGUCUCUGAAUAAGACUGUCUGAACCUAAAGAAAGAGGCAGAGGAGUGACUGAUGUAUAGCCCUGACUGUUAGCCCUAUUGAGGUGGUUAUUUAGUUUAAUUAAAUGGAAAAGGAAGAUGGAGGGAUCUGUAUUGAUGACCUUAUUGAUUUUCUCCAACCUCAACCUGCCUGCUUAUGUCCAACUCACUGGUCUCUAUGGGGGACAAGCACUAGCAUGACCUGUGACCCUUCAGUGUCCUUGUUAGGGGUUUGGAGUGUUGGGGUUGUGUGUAUCAAAGAUCAUGACAUCUACCGCCCCCUCAACAUUAUAUUUCACCACAGGCAUGAGUUACAUUGAUUCUUAGCCACUAUUAUUCCCUAGUUUUUAUUCACAGGCUAAGCAAAUGUGAAGGGGGAAUAUGAAGCAGCAUUAUGGUAACACAUUGGUCUUUGUGCAUAUGUGAAUAUUUCAUGAUCAAUGUAGUUAUAGAUAUUUAUUUUUAUUUUCUGUCUUAAAAAUCCUGCUUGAUAUAUGGCUAUUAUGUUAAUUAUUUGUACUGAUCUGAAAUGUAUUGCAGCUUUUGUAUAUACAGUGUCUUGCAAAAGUAUUCAGACCCUUUGGAUUUCUUCACAUUGUAUUGUGUUACAA
Molecule: messenger RNA, 3875 nt
Organism: Coregonus clupeaformis (lake whitefish)
Lineage: Eukaryota; Metazoa; Chordata; Actinopteri; Salmoniformes; Salmonidae
Product: gamma-aminobutyric acid receptor subunit alpha-6
Exons: 10
Coding region: 226-1581 (451 amino acids)
Biological process (GO): regulation of postsynaptic membrane potential; signal transduction; gamma-aminobutyric acid signaling pathway
Cellular component (GO): neuron projection; synapse; postsynapse
Molecular function (GO): benzodiazepine receptor activity; GABA-gated chloride ion channel activity; GABA-A receptor activity
Source: RefSeq, a predicted model, not a curated record